CGACAAACAGUACUCUAUAAAUCACAAUAACGCAUUGUCCAAGUAUAAGGUAUUAACGCCUAUUGCGCUCUGCCACCGUUCAGCUACUCGGUUUAACCAAGCGAGCACCAGGGACGAGAGAGAAAUAGGAGAGGAUUUAAAGUGAGUGUGAAGAACUAGUAGUUAUGGCGUCAAUGCAAUCCCUUUUCCCAAUUCCUCCUCCCAUGGAAGAACCUCGAAACUGGCUAGAACUUCCCCGCGAUGUCACGCUGAUGAUUCUCAUGAAAUUGGAGGCCGUUGAAAUCCUUGAAACUGCUCAAUUUGUUUGUAAAUUGUGGUACAAUCUCUGCAAAGAUCCAUCAAUGUGGCGUUCCAUUGUCAUGCUCAACUUGGAUGAGCCUGAAUUGUCGGGAAAAUACCAGAGUAUGCUGUGCAGUGCUGUUGAUCGAAGUUCUGGUGGUUUGAUUAAUCUUAGUAUUGAGGGUUUUGGCUCCAAUGAAAUCUUCUCCUACAUUGCACAGCGAUCAAGUCAUCUUAAACUCCUUCGCCUUGCAUGUUGCUAUACUAUAUCGGCUGAUGCACUGAUUGAUGCGUUUGAAAAACUUCCUUUACUGGAGGAGCUUGAGCUUACUCUAAGCCCGUUCUCAGCAGAGCAAAUCAUAAAUAUCAUUCAUCGUUGCACCUUCCUGAAAACAUUCAAAUUGAAUGAGCAAGGAUCUAAAAACCCAACAUUGGCAUGUGAUGAUGAGGCGUUGGCAAUUGCAGUAAGCAUGCCUGAAUUGCGACACCUUCAGCUGAUUGGAAAUAGCAUGACAAACGAUGGUCUGAAAGCAAUUCUUGAUAAUUGUUCUCAUCUUAAGUCUCUUGACCUGCGCGCAUGUUUCCACUUGAAUCUUGUUGGGAAUUUAGCAAAGAGAUGUUGUGAACAGAUCAAGGAUUUGCGUCGCCCCAAUGAUUCCACUGACGACUACAAUUAUCUUACUACAGAUUAUGAUAGUGAUUUUGAUGAAAUGUAUGCAGAUGAGUACGAUGACAUGGACUAUGUGUCUGAUGAUGACCAUUAUGAAUUCUCAGAUGAUGAUGACCACCCCUCCUACUAUCCGGAUUACGAUUGAUGUUUUUGCUUGCAGUGUGAAUAUUAUAUCCAAGGAUUGUGCUUCUAUGUAAAGAGAGCGUUAUCAACUGGAGGAAGUCAAAAUCCAUAACGGUUAUGUAUUUGUAAAAACAUAACAACAAAAAAAGUUACUGAAAUGGUACAUGUUUUAAUCGGAAUGGUACUCUGUUUUUAAUGAAAUGGUACUCUUUUUAACGAAA
This is a messenger RNA of Spinacia oleracea (spinach), 1293 nucleotides long. RefSeq names its product putative F-box/LRR-repeat protein 23. The transcript has 3 exons. Lineage: Eukaryota; Viridiplantae; Streptophyta; Magnoliopsida; Caryophyllales; Amaranthaceae. The coding region runs from base 165 to 1094 and encodes 309 amino acids. Gene Ontology annotation, molecular function: protein binding. The record is from RefSeq and is a predicted model, not a curated record.